This is a messenger RNA of Sclerotinia trifoliorum, 1493 nucleotides long. Lineage: Eukaryota; Fungi; Ascomycota; Leotiomycetes; Helotiales; Sclerotiniaceae. The record is from the annotation of a GenBank genome assembly.
UCAAGAUCAAUUAAUUUAUCAAACAAGCAAACACAAUGACAACAGGCAAGUCUUUUGACCAGGAAACAAUUUUUGGUUUAGUUGUGCUGACCGUUUCUUAAGCACAUAGACCUACUUUUGAUCCCGUAAGCAAAGUCGCGUUGGACUUUACAGACAUUUUUCUAACAAACAAUAGGCCAGGGGGAAAGAAGCGCAACGGGGACCGGCGUAUCACCAAAGAUUACUUCCCGCUCAUACACAACUGAAAUUCCGGUACGCAUUUUCCUCGUGUGCCUUUAUCCAGUAUGGGGUUAAUUGGGUUAUAGGAAGCCAGGACAAGGAGGGGAUGCAGCCGCCGAAAUUAGAGACCUUCGAGCAGAACUACUACAAGCAGAAGCAGCGCAUUUUGCUAAAACGAAAGGAGGAUUAACAGCUGCCAUCGAAGAUGCACAGCCGUCUACAAAUACAUUAAAGAGACAGCUCGAGAAUGGGUCUGCAGAGGAUGAUGAAGAAGAUCCAGAAGUAAAGCGGCGACGCAUUCUGGAAGAAACUCGAGAUAUAGAUGCUGAUUCGGAUGAUGCUGGAGAAAGUGAUAGUAGUGAUGAUGACAGGUUCGCCAAAUAUUUACACAUGGUAUCGGAAAAGACGCUCACGUGGUGUUAGUGACGAUGAUGAAGAUGAGACGGCGGAGCUUCAACGGGAACUCGAAAAGAUUAAGCGCGAGCGUGCCGAGAAAAGAGAACAAGAGGUCAGAUUAAACUUUUCGCAAUACUAGAUUCACCACUAAGCCUGAGAACAGGAACGGGAAAGACUAGCGGCAGAAGAAGCGGAGCGGGAGCAUGAUAUUGCUCUUGGCAAUCCAUUGUUAAAUGCCAAAACCGAUUUCAAUGUCAAAAGACGGUACGCCUAGCCUGGAUCAGUUUCAGCAGACUAGUUUUCUAACACAAAUUUAUUAGAUGGGAUGAUGAUGUUAUUUUCAAGAACCAAGCUCGUGGAACAGAAGAUAAAGGAAAGAAAGAAUUUGUCAACGUACGUUAACACUAACCAUGACACAAUUUUCAUGAAUAAUUGACCAAAUUAUAGGACCUGCUACGUUCCGAUUUCCACAAAAAAUUUAUGAGGUACGUUGGACUGUUUGGAUCUCAAGGCAAUUCACACUAUUAGGAGACUAACACACUGUAGCAAAUACGUGAGAUGAUCGGUCAUCGUGCAGCAUUGCACCAUAAUAGAGGGAUGCAACGCGUACAAAUUAAUUUCCCAGGCGAGAAUCGAAUAUGUACUUUAAGGGAGGACGGCGUCACGGUUGCGAAGAAUUGUUUGAUUUUAUUUUAUUUUAUUUGAUUUUAUCUUCAUCUUUUCAUGAUCUGGAAAUAUGUGCGUGCGGCCCCAUCCUCACCUCACAUGCAUGAAUAUCGAUCUUGAUUUUGACCUUGAUUGGUUUUCGGACAAAGCAAUCAAGACUUUUCUAGCAUUACAUCCUCAACUCUAGAACAAUUGAUAGAAGUUUUGAAAUU